AAGUUCAUAAACACUUCAUUCACCCUAUGUACACCAUCUGGAUGUGGAUUCCAGGCCAUUGAACAACCAGUUGGGCUGGAAUUUGUGAGGGAUUUAAAGAAGGCUAAACACUACAAGCUUCUUCGUAUCUAUGUUCAAGCCGACACAAAAGGAAAGGCAAACUACUCACACCAUUUCACUUCAACAACACAGCCCCCCAUCAUCACCCUCAACAAACACUGAAUGCGACAGCAACACAAUACAACAGCCACAAACACUCAAAAGAAAACCCACAGCACAAGACACACAUCACACAUUGCAAUGUAUUAGACAACCCACUCACACCAUUUCACUUGAACUUGACAACACAUCAUCAUCGUCAUCACCCACAGCAGAUUUCACAGAUUACAACACCAACACCACACAAGCACCAACACUCAAAAAGAAAACUACAGCACAAGACAUACACAACACAUUGCAACACUUUAGACAGCGCUCUCACACCGUUUCACUCGAAAUUGACAACACAUCAUCAUCACCCUCAACAGAUUUCACAGAUUACAACAUUAACACCUCACAAGCACCAACACUCAAAAAGAAAACCACAGCAAAAGACAGACACAACACAUUGCAACACUUUGGACAACCCACUCACACCAUUUCGCUUGAACUUGACAACACAUCAUCAUUACCCACAACAGAAUACAACACCAACACCACACAAGCACCAACACUCAAAAAGAAAACUACAGCACAAGACAGACACAACACAUUGCAACACUUUGGACAACGCUCUCACACCAUUUCACUCGAACUUGACAACACAUCAUCACCCACAACAGAUUUCGCAGAUUACAACAUCAACACCUCACAAGCACCAACACUCAAAAAGAAAACUACAGCACAAGACAGACACAACACAUUGCAACACUUUGGUCAACCCACUCACACCAUUUCACUCGAACUUGACAACACAUCAUCAUCACCCACAACAGAUUUCACAGAUUUCAUCACCAACACCAUACAAGCGCCAACACUCGAAAAGAAAACUACAGCACAAGACAGACACAACAUAUUGCAACACUUUGGACAACGCUCUCACACCAUUUCACUUGAACUUGACAACACAUCAUCAUUACCCACAACAGAAUACAACAUUAACACCACACAAGCACCAACACUCAAAAAGAAAACUACAGCACAAGACAGACACAACACAUUGCAACACUUUGGACAACGCUCUCACACCAUUUCACUCGAACUUGACAACACAUCAUCACCCACAACAGAUUUCACAGAUUACAACAUCAACACCUCACAAGCACCAACACUCAAAAAGAAAACUACAGCACAAGACAGACACAACACAUUGCAACACUUUGGACAACCCACUCACACCAUUUCACUCGAACUUGACAACACAUCAUCAUCACCCACAACAGAAUACAACACUAACACCACACAAGCACCAGCACUCAAAAAUAAAACUACCGCACCUGACAGACACAACACAUUGCAACACUUUGGACAACCAACUCACACCAUUUCACUUGAACUUGACAAUAUAUCAUCAUCACCCCCAACAGAUUUCUUUGAAAUUAAUACCACACAAGCACCAACACUCACAACACAAGACAGACAACAGACACUUCCAGACAACCAUUUUUCAACACCAAGCUGUUCAUCCCCUUGUCAGCCUCAUCAGGUCCAAGCAGAAAGGGAUAUGCAAGACUUCUUUAAGCUGCAGAGUAAACUUGAAGAAAGGCAUAAACUGGCUGAAAAAAGAUUUCGACACAGAAAAGUACCAACCAGCAGGGGAAGAAUUAUAACAAUUGUACAUGAGGCCCAUGGGGGAAAAAGUGCCUCGUUUGUUUCGUCGGAGGAUGACAACAUACAGGUCAUAUAUGAUUUUGCAUGUAGUGCAUUUGCCGGGGAGAUUCUGCCGCCAAAAUUUCAACUGGCCAACAUUGAGGAUGGGGAAAUUUAUCCACAGAGAAGUCCCAUCACUACCUCAAAAUUGCCUGAAAUUUUGACAAUUGUAGAAGAGGAUUAUACAAUGAAUGAAACAGUCACCAACUACGACGAAGUUUUGUGGACCGUGAAUUAACUUUGCCAGUAGCCACUCGGAGAAACAAAGUAUUUUAAGUUGACACAUUUAAC
This is a messenger RNA of Mya arenaria, 2139 nucleotides long. RefSeq lists its product as uncharacterized. The record is from RefSeq and is a predicted model, not a curated record. Bases 131 to 2086 code for a protein of 651 amino acids. Lineage: Eukaryota; Metazoa; Mollusca; Bivalvia; Myida; Myidae. The transcript has 7 exons.